CGCUGCCCUUUGUUCCUCCCUAAUCAUGGAUAAGACAAUGGAUAUUGUAUCUGCAGCCACAGAUAGAAGCUCUUUCUUUAGGGGCCUGAACCCAGUGCUUCACCACCAUCUCUCACUUGCCUGGUGACGCCUGUGACCGCUAGAGAAAGAGGGCUGGACCAGCGUUAGUAGGAUCUGAGCUGUGAGGUGUUGGUACAAGCAGACGGGCUUUUACAUACGGAUGAAAUCAGUGCAGAGAGGCUUAUUUUAUAGUAGCAGUACCUUAUAGGCAGCACUGUACGUCACUAGUUUUCACUGGGAUCUUUCUUGUUGUGGAAUACAGGAUCAAAAGCAGCAAAUGUUUCCGGUCAGACAGCCUUGGCUUUGCAAAGCCUUAGGUUGUUAUGAUUGCUGUGUCCGGUGCAUUGGGGCAGUGCCCUACCCAUCCCUGGUGGCCACCUUGCUGUGCUAUGCUGGCAUGGCAUUAUUUUGUGGCUGUGGGCACGAAGCAUUGUCACAGACUGAAGUGCUUGUUGAGACUUACUUCGCCCGCAACAUUCAGGACUAUGUGGUCGUGGCCUCCUUUAUCAAAUAUUCCCAGUAUGUGAUCUAUGGCCUGGCAUCAUUUUUCUUCCUCUACGGUAUCCUGCUGCUGGCUGAGGGUUUCUACGCCACAAGUGCUGUCAAGCAGACCUUUGGGGAAUUCAGGAGUACCCAGUUUGGCCGCUGCCUCAGCCUGACGUUUAUCAUAGUGACAUACUUCUUGGCCUUCAUUUGGCUGGCAGUGUUUGCCUUCACUGCUAUCCCAGUGUUCUUCCUGUUCAACAUGGAGCAAACGUGCCACGACAUCAACAUCCUGGCUGAAACAACCCCCAGCAUUAAUCAGCAUGCCUGGAUUUGCAUGGAUGCAAGGCAGUAUGGUCUGCUUCCUUGGAAUGCAAUGCCAGGCAAGGUUUGUGGAAUGACCUUGGCAUCUAUUUGCAAAACUGGUGAAUUCUACGUCACCUAUGACUUGUACAUAGCUGCAUUUGCUGGUGCCGGGAUCACUCUCUUAGCACUGUUUUUGUACAUGGUUGCUACCACCUACAAUUAUGCAGUCUUGCGGUUUCUGGGCAGGAAAGGCAUCCGCUAGAUGCAACAUUUCCAUCCCCACCAGCCUCAUCCUCUGGCUAUGAGAUGGACAUUCAACACAUGCAACAUUUAUGUUCACCCUCUUGGAAACAGCAACUUCCAAACCUGGAUCACCCGCUAGUAUUUCUUGCCAAUAACAGACAAAUGUUUCUCACCAGUGUAUGAACAACUGACAGAGAGAUGAAGAUAAUUCAGCCCCAGCAGAGGGCUCUGGCCUUCUCCUCAGAUCCUCUUCUCAGAUGAUUCUCUUAGUGUUGUUGUUCAUUUUCUUCCAGGUUCUAGCUCUCAUUUGAUCCUUUUUGUGAAGCUUCACUGGUGCUGAUGCUGUUGUCAGAUUGUGAUGUAUUGUGUUUCAUGAAAAAAUUUAAAGCUAUAAGAGCUCACCUUGCAAAUCAUAACAACAUAGCAUGCACACCAUUCAGUGUUUACUGAUGCACAUAUGAAUAUGAUUUUGCUGCUGCUUAAUUUUCACUACCUUGUGUGUCAACAUUGUGUAAACUAAAGGAACUGAAUUUGAAUGUUCAAAAAAAUUUAAGUCAUCUCUCGCUUUGCUUUCACUAUCAACACAGGUACUUUGCAUUGACUCAUGCAUUCAUACUGUGGUGUAGGGAGGAGACAAAUAUUUGUAUCCAUUUUCCUGAAGGUAUUUUGGUUGCUGCUUAAAAUAAGCUGUUUUUAAGUCACUGAGAUGCUGAUGCUUCAGUAACUUGCCUCCAGGUGGCUCAUGCUUGAUGUGCAGCACUGCUGCUUAGUGUUGUGUGGGUGUUCAUUUAAAAUUAAGCCUGAUUAAACAAUCUAAAUCUGUACAGUAUGUUGUAAUAAUAAAUGCUGAUUGUAAAGAAUUUCA
Monopterus albus (swamp eel) is the source of this 1957-nucleotide messenger RNA. RefSeq names its product proteolipid protein 1b (gene plp1b). The transcript is spliced from 7 exons. Gene Ontology annotation, cellular component: plasma membrane; myelin sheath. Gene Ontology annotation, biological process: axon development; central nervous system myelination. Bases 338 to 1111 code for a protein of 257 amino acids. Gene Ontology annotation, molecular function: structural constituent of myelin sheath. The record is from RefSeq and is a predicted model, not a curated record. Lineage: Eukaryota; Metazoa; Chordata; Actinopteri; Synbranchiformes; Synbranchidae.